Metarhizium acridum CQMa 102 is the source of this 336-nucleotide messenger RNA. Lineage: Eukaryota; Fungi; Ascomycota; Sordariomycetes; Hypocreales; Clavicipitaceae. The record is from RefSeq and is a predicted model, not a curated record.
AUGACACCAGUAGUACACGUCGUCCUCUUCCAGUUCAAGGACGGCCAGACGCCCGACCAACGCCGCGAUCUCUGCGACAAGAUGCUCGGCCUGAGAAACAAGUGCCUCCAUCCUGCUUCCAAGCGGCCCUACAUCAAGUCUUCCAUGGGCGGCUUGGAUAGAAGCAUCGAGGGCUGCCAGCACGGCUCUACCCACGCCUUUGUUGUCGAGUUUGAAAGCGAGCAGGACCGCGACUACUAUGUCAACGAGGAUCCUGCGCAGGCCAGUUUCGUGCUCGAGGUUCUGCAGAAGUUGGACAAGGCUACUAUCCUUGACUUUUCGCCGGGCGUAUUUUGA